Messenger RNA from Xylaria bambusicola, 432 nucleotides. RefSeq lists its product as uncharacterized. The transcript has 2 exons. The record is from RefSeq and is a predicted model, not a curated record. The coding region runs from base 1 to 432 and encodes 143 amino acids. NCBI's taxonomy places the organism in Eukaryota, Fungi, Ascomycota, Sordariomycetes, Xylariales, Xylariaceae.
AUGUCGGCACCUCAGCACACCAGCCCGCCCGUCCAGGGCCAGUUCGCCUGGCUCCACGCCAUCGGCGCGACACCCGAGGCCGUCGCGACGCUGAACGACCAGCCCUACGUGUUCUUCGUACUCGUCGCCGGCCUGGUCAUCUGUAUCCUCGAGGGUCUUUUCAUAUGGUACAUUCAUUUCGCGACUAUGAAGCCCGAGCAGAAGAAGGCGAAAGAGGACGCGAAGAAGAAGAAGGCUGAAAAGAAGGCCGGAAAGAAACCCGGCGGCAAGCCUCCCGCUCAGCGAUACAGAGAGAUCUGCACUGUGAUUGAUGUGGGCUGUAAAAGGGAGAGGGUGCAGGUCAUCGAUACUGGUGUCAUGAGAGAGAACGCAGAGAUAUCCCCAUCUUUCACGAUCAUAUAUCAUCACGGACGCUGGGGUUCGGCUUUAUGA